AUGCCUGGUCGACGCAACAAGCCGCAACAGGAUUCCGAGCCAGUCAUUGGCCGUCCCCGUGGUCGCGGCCGCGGCCAAAGCGCCUCUCGCGGCCGUGGCCGUAACGCUGCCGCCGCCGCCCCCUCAACCGCAGCGCCACCACCUCCCGUCGCCGCCCCGACGUCUGUCGCGUCCCCAGCAGCCGCUACUGCCUCUCAAGUCGACGCGCUCGCGUCCCAAUUGGAAGACAAGGCGCACGUCGCUGCUGCCGCGCCGCAGCUCGUGCGCCCGCUCGUGCACACGCACUUCCCCCCGCGCCCCGGCUUUGGCAAGCUCGGGAAACCCGUGCAAGUCUACGCCAACCACUUCCGCGUCGACUUGAAGCUGGCCGGCGACGUGUUCCACUACGACGUGGCGAUGGCGGAGCAGGGCGGCCGGAGUUUCGGCAACGACGGGCCGCCCAAAGCGCUGGCCAACCAGAUCCUCCAGACGCUCGUGGCCGACCUCCGGCGCCAACUCCCCACCGUCGUCGUCGUCUCGGACGCCCGCCGCAACCUCUACACGCCCACGCGGCUGCCGUUCGCCACGCGCACGUUCGACGCGCUGCAGCUGCCCGCCGACGGCGGCCGGGCGCGGGAGUUCUCGGCCACCGUCAAGGAGGCGUCGCCCGUGGCCAUCCGCCUGCAGCAGCUGGACGAGCUCUUUGCCGGACGCCUCAACUACACGCCGUACGACGCGCUGCAGGCGCUCGACGUGGCCAUGCGCCACUCGGCUGCGCAGCGCUUCACGGUCGUGGGCCGCAACUUGUUUCAUGCGGCGGGCGCCACGUCGCUGGGCGAAGGCGCCGAGCUCUGGUUCGGCUACUUCCAGAGCUUGCGCGCGACGCAGAACCGACUGGUGGUGAACCUCGACUUGGCGGCCACGGCGUUCGUCGAGGCCAUGGACGUGCUCUCGUACUUGAGCGAGACGCUGGCGCUGCGGCAGCUGCCGACGACGCUGGCCAAGCACCAGCACGCGGCGUUCAGCAAAGCGGUUCGCGGCGUCAAGGUGCACGUCACGCACCGGCCAGGCGUCCAGCGGAGCUACCGCGUCAACGGCUUGUCGAGAGACGCGGCCGAUCGCACGUUUUUCGAGACGGACGACGGCCAGCGCGUGUCGAUCGCCCAGUACUUUGAGCAGACGUACAAGCUGCGGCUGCGGUACCCGAAGCUGCCGUGUCUGCACGUGGGCGCGCCGCAGAAGAAGAACUACCUGCCCAUGGAGGUGUGCCGCAUUCUAGCGGGCCAGAAGUGUCCGCGCAAGCCGACGGACAAGCAGGUGGCCAACAUGAUUCGCUUCACGUGCACGCCGCCGGACAAGCGCAAGCGCGCGAUCGAGCAGAAGCUGCGCGAGGCGGGCUUUAGCACGGACCCGACGCUGCGCGCGUUUGGCCUGCAAGUGGACCCCAACAUGGUCAAGACGACGGGACGGCAGCUGCCGCCGCCCACGAUCGAGUACAGCGGCGGGGCGCGCGAGAACCCGCGCGAUGGCGCGUGGAACAUGCGUGGCAAGCGUUUUAACACGCCAGCGCAGUGCCCGUCAUGGGCCGUUAUCAGUAUGUGUGAUCCCAGGCGCUGCAGUCUCGGGGACAUUCAGAAGUUUUUCAAGGCCGUGAUUGCUCAGAUGGGUCAGCUGGGCAUGCGUUGUCCGCCGGCGCUGCCGCCAAUACUGUUGAAACAGCGGCGAGAGGAUGCAGUUCGUGGCAUGUUCCAAGCUGCCGUGAAAGCGGCGACCCAAACGUUCAAGACGGCGCCCCAGAUCGUGUGGAUGAUCAACCCCGUGUCGGAUGCGCACGCGUAUGGCGAGUUGAAACUCAUGUCGGACACGGAAGCGGGACUGGGCAUCGUGUCGCAGUGCAUGUUGGCCAAGCACAUUCCAAAGUGCAGUCCGCAGUACAUUGCCAACAUCUUGAUGAAGGUGAACACGAAGCUGGGCGGGCUGAACGGCGUCAUUAGUGGGCCACUGCCGCGUGUGUCGGCGUCUCGCACCAUCAUCUUUGGCGCCGACGUGACGCACCCCAGUCCAAUGGAUAAGACGCGUCCAUCGAUCGCGGCAGUGACGGCGUCAAUGGACACGCACUUUGUGCGUCACGCAUCGGCGAUUCGCGCGCAAGGUCACCGCGUGGAGCAGAUUGAGAACCUGAAGGACAUGGCGAUGGAGCUGCUGAAACAGUUUUACCGUCAGACGCACGGCAAACCGGACCGCAUCGUGUUCUACCGCGACGGCGUGAGCGAGGGACAGUUCCACAUGGUCCUGAAUCAUGAAGUGACGGCGAUCCGGGAGGCGUGCCAGGCGCUCGAGGUGGGCUACAUGCCGCCGAUCACGUUUGUCAUUGUCCAGAAGCGGCACAACACGCGCUUGUUCCCUGGCGACUCGAAAGAUGCCGAUCGCAGUGGCAACGUCAAGGCCGGGACCGUUGUGGAGACGGGCAUUUGCCACCCGAUCGAGAACGAUUUCUACCUGAUGAGCCACGCUGGGCUGCAAGGGACCAGUCGCCCUACGCACUACCACGUGCUUUUGAAUGAGAUUGGGUUCACGGCGGACGAGCUGCAGACACUGACGUACAAGUUGUGCUAUACGUUCGCGCGUUGCACUCGUUCCGUGUCGAUGGUGCCGUCCGCGUACUACUCGCAUCUGGUCGCGUUCCGCGCUCGCUUCUUCUUGGUGGACAGCAGCGACUCUGGAUCGAUUGUCUCUGGCUUCAGCGAGACUGCGCCGGAGACGGACAUGCGCAUGUACGACGUGCAUCCUGCGAUGAAAGGCGCGAUGUACUUUGUGUAG
Messenger RNA from Peronospora matthiolae, 2799 nucleotides. The record is from the annotation of a GenBank genome assembly. Lineage: Eukaryota; Oomycota; Peronosporomycetes; Peronosporales; Peronosporaceae.